AAGUUCUUUCAGAAAAAGGAAUUGUAAUAAAAAGCAAACCUAGAAUUCUAAUUGAAACAAUUACAACUGACAAUUUAGUAUAUAAAGAUAUCCAAAAAGUCAAUAAAAAACUUAAAGAAGCUACUACAAACGGAGAAGAAUUAGUUGUGUGCAUCCUCGAUAAAAAAACAACUGGAAAUAAUUCCUUAUAUGCAGUGAUCAAGAGAACUUGUUUAACAAUAAUUGGAGUAAUGUCCCAAUGUUUUCUUUGGUCAAAUUUUAAAUCUGAAAAAAGAAUAAGAAAUGUUUUUAGUAUGAGUGCACCUAAGCUCAAUACAAAAUUAGACAAUGAUAAUGGGCGCCGAUGUAUAUCAUCCAGGUCCUAUAAGAAAGCUAACGGAUACCCCAGCGUUGCUGCACUGUGUGCGUCAAUGAAUUCUGAUGCCACAAAAUACGCGGCUCGUUAUAGAUUAAAUGAAAUCUUAAAAAAUGAAACAAUUGAAGAACUAAGUGAAAUGACCAAAGAACUACUUGUUGAAUUCAAGAAACGAAAUCAAUAUCUUCCAGAUCAUAUUAUUUUUUAUCGGGAUGGUGUAGCUGAAGGACAAUUUGAAAAGAUUAUGAAAGAAGAAGUAAAAGUUCUGAAAGAUUCCCUCCGAGAUUUUUAUGGUAAAAGUGGUAUUCAAGAACCUAAAAUAACUUUCACGAUUAUGCAAAAACGCCACCACAUGAGAUGUGUACCCGUAAAUAAAGAUGAAGCACACCCCGACACUAGAAAUUCACUUCCUGGAACUAUAAUUGAUUUGAAAAUUGUAAUCGAAGACGAAUUUAGUUUCUUUCUUUUGAGUCAAGCAUUGGUUCAAAACGGCACGACCGCCCGUUCCGCAUAUUAUCGUAUUUUAUUAAAUGAAGGAGAUUUUACCGCUGAUGAAAUUCAACAAUUAACCUAUAAUCUUUGUUACUUAUCAGCAAGGUGUAACGUAUCUAUAUCACAAGUAGCUCCUGCAUGCUAUGCGCAUCAUAUAGCAAAUCAAGCGAGAUAUCUUGUAAAAUUUUCACCGUACACUGUUGCUAAUACCAAUCGUGGUAAACGUGGAGGACAUGAUAUAAAUAAUAGUAGCCGUCAAAAACCACGUGUUAAAAAUGGAAAUUGGUAUCGCGUGAUGACAAACAUUGAAAAUAGAAUGUGGUUCCUUUAA
This is a messenger RNA of Diversispora eburnea, 1178 nucleotides long. The record is from the annotation of a GenBank genome assembly. NCBI's taxonomy places the organism in Eukaryota, Fungi, Glomeromycota, Glomeromycetes, Diversisporales, Diversisporaceae.